Phacochoerus africanus (Common warthog) is the source of this 2105-nucleotide messenger RNA. It is a transcript of the gene PGM3, whose product is annotated as phosphoglucomutase 3. Lineage: Eukaryota; Metazoa; Chordata; Mammalia; Artiodactyla; Suidae. Gene Ontology annotation, biological process: carbohydrate metabolic process; UDP-N-acetylglucosamine biosynthetic process; hemopoiesis. The transcript has 13 exons. The record is from RefSeq and is a predicted model, not a curated record. Gene Ontology annotation, molecular function: phosphoacetylglucosamine mutase activity; magnesium ion binding. The coding region runs from base 117 to 1745 and encodes 542 amino acids.
ACGCAGGGCCACGUCUGCUGGUGCGGAACGCCGCAGUCUGAUUCCCAGCGCCGCGGCGGGGGAGGUGGUCCGCGUGGUGGAGGUGAGGGGGCGUCUCCCUGCAGAGUUUUGUAGACAUGGAUUUAGAUGCCAUUACCAAGCACUCAGCAUCGCAUGCCAAGCCUGAUGGACUCAUUCUUCAAUAUGGGACCGCUGGAUUUCGAACGAAAGCAGACCGUCUUGAUCAUGUCAUGUUUCGAAUGGGAUUAUUAGCUGUCCUGAGGUCAAAGCAGACAAAGUCUACCAUAGGAGUCAUGGUAACAGCAUCACACAAUCCUGAGGACGACAAUGGUGUAAAAUUGGUUGACCCUUUGGGCGAAAUGUUGGCGCCCUCCUGGGAGGAACAUGCUACCCAUUUGGCAAAUGCUGAGGAGCAAGAUUUGGCGCGAGCCUUGGUGGCCAUCAGCGAGGAAGCAGCUGUGAAUCUGCACCAGGACGCCUUCGUGGUGAUCGGUAGAGAUACCAGGCCCAGCAGUGAGAAACUUUCAGAGUCUGUGAUAGAUGGCGUGACUGUCUUAGGAGGUCAAUUCCAUGACUACGGCUUGUUGACGACGCCGCAGCUUCACUACAUGGUGUGCUGUCGAAACACCGGUGGCCAGUAUGGAGAGGCGACCAUAGAUGGCUACUACCACAAGCUCUCCACAGCCUUUGUGGAACUUAGCAAACAGGCCUCCUGCAGUGGAGAUGACCACAGAACACUGAAGGUUGACUGUGCAAACGGCAUAGGGGCCCUGAAGCUAAAAGAAAUGAAACACUACUUGCCCCAGGGGCUGUCAGUUCAGCUAUUUAAUGAUGGGACCAAAGGGAAACUUAAUCAUUUCUGUGGGGCCGACUUUGUGAAAAGUCAUCAGAAACCUCCAGAAGGAAUUGAGAUGAAGGCCAAUGAAAGAUGCUGUUCCUUUGAUGGAGAUGCAGACAGAAUAAUUUACUACUACUGUGAUGCCGAUGGCCACUUUCGUCUUAUAGAUGGAGACAAGAUCGCCACACUAAUUAGCAGCUUCCUUAAAGAGCUCCUGUUGGAGAUUGGAGAAAGUUUGACUGUUGGUGUUGUGCAAACUGCAUAUGCAAAUGGAAGUUCAACACGGUAUCUGGAAGAAGUUAUGAAGGUACCUGUCUAUUGUACUAAAACUGGUGUGAAACAUUUGCACCACAAGGCUCAAGAGUUUGACCUUGGAGUUUAUUUUGAGGCAAAUGGGCAUGGCACAGUACUGUUUAGUAAAGCUGCUGAAACAAAGAUAAGACAACUAGCAAAAGAACUGGAAGAUAAGAAAGGGAAAGCUGCUAAGAUGCUUGAAAAUGUGAUAGACCUGUUUAAUCAGGCAACUGGUGAUGCAAUUUCUGACAUGCUGGUGAUUGAGGCAAUCUUGGCUCUGAAGGGCUUGACUAUACAGCAGUGGGAUGCUCUCUAUAUGGAUCUUCCAAACAGACAGCUGAAGGUUAAGGUUGCAGACAGGCAAGUAAUUAGCACCACAGAUGCUGAAAGACAAGUAGUUAAACCUCCAGGACUCCAGGAAGCGAUCAAUGACCUGGUAAAGAAGUACAAGCUUUCCCGAGCUUUUGUACGGCCCUCGGGUACGGAAGACGUGGUCCGAGUUUAUGCAGAAGCCGACUCGCAGGAAAAUGCGGACAGCCUUGCAUAUGAAGUGAGCUUGGCAGUAUUUCAGCAGGCCGGAGGAGUCGGAGAAAGACCUCAGCCAGGUUUCUAAGGACAUUGUUUUAUAUUCUUGAGAAACUGGAUUUUUUAAUUUUUUAAAAGUUUUCAUAGAAUAGUACUGCCAUUGUUAUGAUAGGUUCAAAGACAUUUAUAAUCAUAAUAUUUAUGGUGCACUUUACUAGCCUGUUUCUAGAUAUGAUUAUUUAUCUUAAACACUACUAAAUUCUUUAGAAACAGGUAAAAAUACUAUACUUGUUAAAUUCAGUUUUUUAAAAUGAAAUUUACCUCUGCUAUCAGUCUCACUAAUGUAAAAUUCUGAAGCUCAACUAUAUGAUUUAAUCAUUGACUUUAUAAUAUAUGCAAGGAAAAAUUCAUAAAGGCUGCUAGAAAAUUAAAUUUUAUUUAAUGCCAA